Scleropages formosus (Asian bonytongue) is the source of this 1794-nucleotide messenger RNA. RefSeq names its product ring finger protein, transmembrane 2 (gene rnft2). The transcript has 10 exons. Gene Ontology annotation, biological process: positive regulation of ERAD pathway. NCBI's taxonomy places the organism in Eukaryota, Metazoa, Chordata, Actinopteri, Osteoglossiformes, Osteoglossidae. The coding region runs from base 157 to 1488 and encodes 443 amino acids. The record is from RefSeq and is a predicted model, not a curated record. Gene Ontology annotation, molecular function: ubiquitin protein ligase activity.
AGCGGGCUCUGAUUGGCUGAGCCUUGCAGCAAUAUUGUAUUGUGUGCAAAGGGAAAGGAAUAACAGGUUUUUAAUGGAAAAAGCACAACGUAUGUACGGUACUGGUUACCAGAUAAAACUGGCCUGAAGCAGGGACAUGAGGUGGAGGUGAAGGCCAUGCAGAGGAGACACAGCAGUAACACGGAUGGCAUGCCUCCUGAAAGGAGUCGGAGCCAGACCCUGGGGUCAGAGAGCAGUCUAGAUGAGGGCGGAGUCUUCGACUGCCUGAAACCUGAUGCCCCCUCGCCUCAGCAGCUUUUCUCCGGCCUCGUAGGAGUCCCCUCUGGAAACGUGACCUCCGUCCCUUUCCAGGCAGCCGGGCUGGUGCUGGGGUCUCCACCGGAAGUGUUCAUCCAGAUGGCCACAUCUUCCCAUGAGGAGGGCCCCCACAGGCCAGAGAGCACCCCUUUCCUUCCAAGGCUUCCCCAGCAUCACCACCACCACCAUCACCACCAUCACCACCACCACCAGCCCUCUCAGCACCGCUCCUCCCUGCUGCAUGCAGCCACUGGUGAGCGCCACGGCAGCGGGGACGAUGGGGCAGAGGACUCCUCAACGCCAGCGCCUGCUCUUUCUGAGCUCCGGGCCAUCAUAUCUUGGUUGCAGAAAGGUUUCCCGUUCAUUCUCAUCCUCCUCUCCAAGGUCUGCUUUCAGCAUAAGCUUGGGAUUGCCGUGUGCAUUGGGAUGGCCAGCACAUUUGCAUUUGCCAAUUCGACAGUAAAGCAUCAGGUUUCAUUACGGGAAAAGAGGUCAGUUUUUGUCACACUCUGGAUUCUGGUCUUCCUGAUGGGAAACACGGUGUACCUUUACUACACGUUCAGCACGCAGGAGCUGCACAACAGCCUGUUCUUUGCAAAGCCCAACAUCGAGAGCUUUGAUUUCUUCGACUUGAUCUGGGUGGUGGGGAUCACCGACUUUGUUCUGAAGUACCUCACCAUUGGGCUCAAGUGCUUUGUCCUGUUCCUGCCAAAGAUACUCCUCGCUUUCAAGUCCAGGGGGAAGUUAUACCUGGUCAUUGAGGAGCUGAGCCAGCUGUUUCGAGCCCUGGUACCCAUACAGUUGUGGUAUAAAUAUAUUAUGGGGGAGGACCCUUCAAGCAGCUACUUCCUGGGAGCCACACUAAUUGUGAUCUACAGCCUCUGCAAGUCUUUUGACAUCUGCGGACGAAUUGCAGCAAUACGAAAAGCGGUGGUAAUACUGUGCAGCUCCCAGAGCUACGGGGUGAGAGCCAAUACUCAACAGUGCAGCGAAGCAGGAGACAUCUGCACCAUUUGCCAGGCCGAGUUCCGUGAUCCGGUAGCUCUCCUCUGCCAGCAUGUCUUCUGCGAAGACUGUCUGUGCCUGUGGUUUGAGCGUGAGCGCACGUGUCCCCUGUGUCGCUCCACGGCCGUCGAGAGCCUACGUUCCUGGAAGGAUGGAACCACUUCCGCUCACUUCCAGAUCUACUAGCAUGUGAGGUGGAAGAGUCAAACCCGAGACCUUGAGAGGACCCUGGGACAGGAGUGGUGAACAUUCAUCUCCUGGAUUCAUUAACUAUUUAAUAUUAUUUCAUAUUACUGUAUAGGCUUUAUAAUGUGUGAAAACUAAACCUGGAAGUCACGUUUUUUAUAUACAGUAUGCAGUAUAUAAAACUCUUGUGCUUUUUGCCAUGUCAUAAAAGGCUGCCCUCUUGUAUUUCUGAAGUUAUAGGACAUUUCUUCUUCUAAUAUCACUGGCAUGGUGGCACAGCGGAUAGCACUUGUGCUUCACAGCUCC